UAUUGCGUGUUUUCGUAAUAAUUUGCUCUUGAAAUGGCGUGGACGUAUCCAGCGCGGCGAAAAAUCACUACAGCAUUGCUGCUGCGUCGUCUACGACGGAGACAGAAGCGGACUAUGUACAUCCGAGAGAUAUUCGACAAGCGGCCUUACAUUGGGCAGUACCACAACCUCGUACCGGAGCUGCGGCAAGUGGAUCCAGAAUACCAUUUCAAGUAUUUCAGGAUGACCAAGGCAUCAUUCGACCGUUUGUUGGGCCUGGUGUACUACAGGCUGUUGCAUCCUCCGAAUCAUAGAAGACCCAUAUCUCCUGCGGAGAGACUAGCAGUCACAUUGAGAUUCCUGCCAACCGGCAGUUCCAUGCAGGACACCGCCAUCAAUUACUGUAUGCACGUUUCAACCGUGUCCAACAUACUGAGCGAGACCCUCGCGGCAGUAUGGGACUGCCUCUCACCACUCGUGUUAAAACCACCAACAACAGCCGAGUGGGAGAAAAUCCGGCAGGUGUACAGCUCUAGGUGGAACUUUCCGAAUGUCAUUGAAAGUAUAGAUGGCAAACAUUUUGCUAUUCGGUGUCCGGACAAAAGCGGCUCUGACUUCUUUAAUUACAAAGGGUUCUAUUCUAUUGUACUGCUUGCAGUGGCUGAUGCAGAAUACCGCUUUAUCCUAGUUGAUGUUGGGGCUCAAGGGCGAGUAUUAGAUGGUGCGUGUUUCAAUGAAAGUGGUAUCAAGGAACACUUUGAACGUGGAACGCUUGGACUACCUUCAUCAGCCUGUCGGUGGCCUGUUUGUAUGGUAGGUGACGCAGCAUUCCCCUUGCGACCGUACUUAAUGCGGCCAUACCCUGGGAGGAACCUAAGCGAAACAAAAAAAGUAUUCAACUACCGGUUGUCCAGAGCAAGACGGUGCAUUGAGAACGCAUUUGGGAUCUUGGUGUCAAGGUGGCGCUCAUUUCUGUCUACUGUCACCGGAACGCCGGACUUCCUUACUGACAUGGUGAAGGCAGGCGUCUGCCUACACAAUUUCUUGAUGUUGGACGCUGCAUACUGUCCAGAAGGCUAUGCUGAUACUGUGUGUGGGGAGAAUGUGCAAGAAGGCCUUUGGAGACAAACAGUAACACAAGUAGGAUGUGAGGGUUCGUCUGGAGCAAACCGCCCAACUUCAGUGGCCAUGGCAAUCAGAGAUGAAAUUGCUGGUUAUUUCAUGUCUCCUGAAGGUUCCCUACCAUGGCAGCUAAGGGUUGUUAGGAGAAGUUGA
Ornithodoros turicata is the source of this 1254-nucleotide messenger RNA. RefSeq lists its product as uncharacterized. The record is from RefSeq and is a predicted model, not a curated record. The transcript has 3 exons. The coding region runs from base 34 to 1254 and encodes 406 amino acids. NCBI's taxonomy places the organism in Eukaryota, Metazoa, Arthropoda, Arachnida, Ixodida, Argasidae.